AUGGGAAUAACACAAGGAUCUGCGUUCUUCGUCUUCUGCUCGGAGUACCGGCCGACGGUGAAGAGCGAGACCCCAGGUCUGUCCAUCGGUGAGACCGCCAAGAAGCUGGGAGAGAUGUGGUCGAAGCAGAGCAUCGCAGACCGCGUGCCGUUCGAGCAGAAAGCCCUCAAACUGCGUGAGAAAUACGAGAAGGAGGUGACGGCGUACCGCGCAGGGGGCGGAGCCUCUAAGAAGGGGCCGGGCAGACCGACGGGCUCGACUAAAAAAGCCCAGGCUGACGAUGAUGAUGACGACGACGAUGAUGAUGAAGAGGAGGACGAGGAAGAUGAGGAGGAGGAGGAUGAUGAUGAUGAGUAGAGUGUGUUUGUGUGUGAUGCAGCUUCACUGAUGUGAGACGGGCGAAGGGUUUUCUUCAGUUUUCUUUAUGGACAUGUUUAACGACUCCAGCAAUAACGCAAGUGUUCUGUUCUGUUGUUUGUUUGGGUAUUUUUUUUUUUUUUUUAGAUUUCUUCUUAUUUUUGUACACGUUUAGCUGUUGCUUCAAUAAAGUGUAGAGGUGCUUUUUUUAUAAUAAAUUUUUAAAAGUUCA
Molecule: messenger RNA, 589 nt
Organism: Sinocyclocheilus grahami
Lineage: Eukaryota; Metazoa; Chordata; Actinopteri; Cypriniformes; Cyprinidae
Gene: hmgb2b
Product: high mobility group box 2b
Exons: 3
Coding region: 1-357 (118 amino acids)
Biological process (GO): regulation of transcription by RNA polymerase II
Source: RefSeq, a predicted model, not a curated record